This is a messenger RNA of Synchiropus splendidus (mandarinfish), 1644 nucleotides long. It is a transcript of the gene ctsa, whose product is annotated as cathepsin A. The record is from RefSeq and is a predicted model, not a curated record. Gene Ontology annotation, molecular function: serine-type carboxypeptidase activity. Bases 75 to 1493 code for a protein of 472 amino acids. NCBI's taxonomy places the organism in Eukaryota, Metazoa, Chordata, Actinopteri, Syngnathiformes, Callionymidae. The transcript has 14 exons. Gene Ontology annotation, biological process: proteolysis.
AUUGGUCACGUGACCCUAGCUUUUUAAAGUCACACAAGGAAACGGCGCUUCAAAGCCGGAAGUGAAGCGAGAAGAUGCAGCUACUGUGGCUGGCUUCUUUCCUCCCCAUUCUGUUGGUGGGCGAGGCGGCACCUGCGGCCGAUGAGGUGACAUACCUGCCGGGCUUAAAGAAACAGCCCAGCUUCAAGCAUUAUUCUGGAUACUUGAAUCUGCCGACGGGGAAGCACCUGUUCUACUGGUUUGUUGAGUCCCAAAAGCAGCCGUCAUCAGACCCGGUGGUUUUAUGGCUGAAUGGGGGUCCGGGCUGCAGUUCUCUGGACGGAUUGCUGACAGAACAUGGACCCUUUCUGAUCCAAGAUGAUGGCAUCACACUGAGCUAUAAUCCGUACUCCUGGAACAUGGUGGCAAAUGUGUUGUACUUGGAGUCUCCCGCUGGAGUUGGCUUCUCAUAUUCUGAUGAUCAAGACUACAGAACCAAUGAUACAGAGGUUUCCAUGAACAAUUACCUGGCACUGAAGGAGUUCUUCAGACUGUUCCCAGAAUACAAGACCAACCAGCUUUUCCUCAUGGGUGAAAGUUACGGAGGAAUUUACAUCCCAACUCUGGCUGAGCGGGUGAUGGAAGAUGCCACCAUCAACCUGCAGGGUAUCGCUGUGGGAAAUGGGAUGUCCAGCUAUGAGAUGAACGAUAACUCUUUGGUCUUCUUCGCAUAUUACCAUGGUCUUCUGGGCCGGACCCUGUGGCAACAGCUCAACCACUUUUGCUGCGACAGCAAGCAGUGCGACUUCUACAACAACCAGAACCCAAACUGCUCUGCCAGCGUCUCUCAAGUGGAGGACAUUGUCUACAGCUCUGGACUGAACAUGUACAACCUCUACGCUCCCUGUCCUGGUGGAGUCAAGGAGAGAAUUAGUGUGGAGAAAGGCCAGCUGGUGAUCCGAGACCUCGGGAACACCUUCAUCCACCACCAUAGGACUCGGCAGAGACACCAGAAAUUGCGGGGUCUGGCAUCUGGCCGUUUUCUCUUGACUCUUGACCCCCCCUGCACCAACUCGACCCCGUCCUCGCUCUACCUGAACGACCCGCAAGUCAGAGCUGCUCUCCACAUUAAGUCCAAGUCGGCGGUGUGGACCAUCUGCAGCGCCGAGGUCAAUCUGAACUACAACCGUCUGUUCAUGGAUGUCAGGAAACAGUACCUAAAAAUUCUGUCUGCGCUGAGGUACCGUGUUCUGCUGUAUAAUGGUGAUGUGGACAUGGCUUGUAACUUCAUGGGGGAUGAGUGGUUCGUGGAGUCUCUGCAGCAGCAGGUGGUGGUCCUGCGCCGCCCAUGGCUGUAUGAGGACCUGGAUGGUCGACAGGUUGGCGGUUUUGUCAAAGAGUUUGACAGCCUUGCCUUUCUCACCGUGCGGGGUUCGGGUCACAUGGUUCCCACAGAUCGACCAGUCGCUGCCUUUGCAAUGUUUUCUAGAUUCAUCCAGAAGCAACCAUUCUGACCCUCAGCUGACCUUCACCCUCUGACCUCUCCAUGUCUCUCUUGUCAUCCUCAUCUGAUCUUGUGCACUGAUGUCUCCCGGUUGUCAUGGAAACGAGCAUUGAUUUAAUGCUUAGUUUUAAAUAAAAUUAAAAAAACAACAAAUUGUUGAA